Molecule: messenger RNA, 2299 nt
Organism: Coregonus clupeaformis (lake whitefish)
Lineage: Eukaryota; Metazoa; Chordata; Actinopteri; Salmoniformes; Salmonidae
Product: sorting nexin-4
Exons: 14
Coding region: 21-1325 (434 amino acids)
Biological process (GO): protein transport
Molecular function (GO): phosphatidylinositol binding
Source: RefSeq, a predicted model, not a curated record
UAACACAGCUGGAAAGAAGGAUGGCGGAUGCUGGAUGUAAAGAGUCAGGGCCGAUUGGAGGAGUUGAAUUUACCAACACAGAGUUGGAGAAUAACAAGAGUAACACGAUGGUGGAGGAAGGAUCCACACCGCUGCGGAGAAUGGAGAUCAGUGUGGCCGAGGCAGAGAAAAGAACUGGGAAAAAUACAGUGAACAUGCAAGAGACAUUCACAGUGUACCUCAUAGAAACUCGACCCAUAGAUGCAAUAACAGAAGGCCACAACACAGCCUCAGACUCUCUCUGGAGGAGAUACAGUGAAUUUGAGAUUCUCCGGAACUAUUUGUUAGUCACCUAUCCAUUUAUCGUGGUGCCGCCUUUGCCAGAGAAGAGGGCAGAGUUUGUUUGGCACAAGCUGUCGGCAGACAACAUGGACCCAGACUUUGUAGAGAGGCGCAGGGUUGGUCUGGAUAACUUCCUACAUCGCGUGGCCUCCCAUUCGGUUCUGUCCAAUGACAAAAUCCUAUACCACUUCCUGACUGAGGAACACGGAUGGAAGGAGGUGGUGUAUGAGACAGGGUUCCAAGCCAAGGCAGACUCCAGGAUUAAAGCUCUGAGCGCAACUUUCAGGGUGAAGAACCCUGACAAGCGGUUCACAGAGAUGAAACACUACAGCGAUGAGCUUCAGUCUCUCACCUCCCAGCUGCUCAGAGUCAGAGCAAGAGUAGCAGACAGGCUCUACGGCGUAUACAAAGUCCAUGGGAACUACGGAAGAGUAUUCAGUGAGUGGAGUGCCAUCGAGAAAGAGAUGGGAGACGGUCUACAGAGUGCUGGACACCAUAUGGAUGCCUAUGCUGCCUCAGUAGAUGAUAUCUUGGAGGAAGAGGAGCGUUAUGCUGACCAACUGAAGGAAUACCUUUUCUAUGCUGAAGCCUUAAGGGCCGUGUGUAGGAAACACGAGCUGACCCAGUAUGAGCUGGAGACGGCCUCCUCAGACCUCAUCUCCAAGAAGCAGCAACGGGAGGAGCUGGCCACUGGGAUGGUACGGACGUUCUCCUUCAAAGGAAUGAGCAACAAGCUGUUUGGUCAGGAGACUCCAGAGCAGAGAGAGGCUAAGCUCCACCUACUAGAGGAGCAGAUCGUCCAGGGAGAGGAGACGGUCAAAGAGAAAACGGUGGAGUGCGAGGAGUACGUGAAGGGUGCGUGGGUGGACAUGCAGCGCUUCAAGGAGCAGAAGGACAGGGAUCUGAGGGAGGCUCUGAUUGGCUACGCCGUCAUGCAGAUCAGCAUGUGUAAGAAGGGCAUUCAAGUGUGGACCAAUGCUAAGGAAUGUUUCCACAAGAUGUAAGUGGGUCGGGCCGUGGGUCAGCAAUGACGUCUAUGGUACGAGAGCACAACAACUUCACCUUAAACCUUCAGAUGGAAACAGAACCACUGUUGUCAUGGCAACCCGCCCCCAACCCCCCCGAGGGCGACAGAGGCAGCUGGCAUAAAGUUACAGGGCUGCGUCUCAAUACUCAGUCCAAUACUGGCUUCUCUCCAGGUAAGGAGAGGAGGCAAGGAAACCUUUCAAGGCCUGAUGCAGCCCACGUCUAUAUUUUACAAUGAGAUAUACGGCACAAACAUAUCCUUUUGUAUUUAUUUAUUAAGAGAACGUUUCUGUAGUAUCAGCGGGAUAAAGGUUGUAUGGUGAGAGUGUAGAACAUGGGGAUGUGUGAAACUUCCUCCUCAGCCGAAUUGUUAACGUUUUCGAUGGCGCCGACUGGUAAGACGCUUCGGAAGGGCAAUCACGUGUGCUAGCCCAAUCAGAAGAAAGCAGUACUCGCUAAGCAAGCAGCGUGACGUCAGUUAUCAGCAUGAUGCUGUUACCUUGGUUUACCUCUAUGAACUGAACUGGAAAAGAAACUGAAUCAACUGUCAAAGGACCUUGCCUUUUCUCUCUCUUAAAGCACAUGAUAUCAUAAUGUCUGGUAUGUGAAUAUUGGAGAAGAUGAUAUUCAGAAAUUUCAAGGUACAUUUAUAUAAGAAUAUUAUAUACUUUGACGUGUCCAUCUAUGUAAAUAUAUUAACAACAGUGAACACUAACCUGGUGUUUGUUGGUUGAAGCCAAAUAUUAAUUCACUAUUUUAAUAAUGGUUUCUUAAAGAAAACAUCCUAUUUAUACAUUGUGACUUGCAGUAAUAAUGUGAUUUAAGGUCAGAUUUUAUCAUCAUUCAUGUACAUCAAUAAUAACAUUCUUAUCCAAGUUGAACUGAAAUAACAGUUAUACUGAAUUGUAUAUUCAGCUUUAUGGUUUUAAUAAAAAUAUUGUCUUCUACCAUA